Trypanosoma rangeli is the source of this 1776-nucleotide messenger RNA. RefSeq lists its product as uncharacterized. The record is from RefSeq and is a predicted model, not a curated record. The transcript has a single exon. The coding region runs from base 1 to 1776 and encodes 591 amino acids. Lineage: Eukaryota; Euglenozoa; Kinetoplastea; Trypanosomatida; Trypanosomatidae.
AUGUCUUGGGCACAGGCGCUGCGGAGCUACCUGGCCUCACCGCCGUAUCUUCGAUGCCGCGAUGGUGCGGGCGUCUUUGAUUGCGUGUGCCGUGCGCACCUUCAAGGCUUCCCCGGACACACCGUCGACGCUUAUGCUUUGUCGCUUCUGCGGCAGUUGCGUGGGGAGCUUCUCAAGAACGGCACGCCUGAGCGAAAGGCUAACACGUUGGAAACCAUUUUAGCGUGUUACUCCACCGCGAAUCGCUUAUAUACGUACGACGAUGUGAGAUCUGCGAGGGAAAAUCACUUACUAACUCUAGAGCAAUUGCAGUGCCUCGUGGAGGCGCGACUUGCUGGGGUGCCUGUGCGUGUCUCGCACUAUCGGUUUCUUAUGCGAUCACCGCAAUUGUCGCAGCUGAGCCCCAACCUCCCACUCUUACUGUUUAGAGAAAUGACAAAUGCCGAGGGUGGGUUAAGCGAUGACGUUCGUGUGGAUGUAGGUAUGGGGCUCGCAUUGGGAGGGCAUUGGAAGAGCGCUCUAGAGGUGUGCCCGCGUUCUCGUUUUCUGGAUGUGAUUGAACGUGUGGCUUCGCUACAGCGCCACGGAUGGCGCCAUGCCUGUGCUUUAGUCUCUCACUUGAAGGAUGAAGUGGUGACUCAAGAUGAGGGUUAUUUGGUUAGUGUUGUGGUGGCUCUUGCCCUUUGGUUUGCCGUCUCGCGCGACCUGGCGAUAGGAAGUCGGAUGGAAAAACUCAUCCGGACCUACAGCUGCCAAAAUGGGGGGAAACCACCACCCAAGCGCGCCAUUGAUUGUUUUCUCUCUUCCAGUUCCCCUGGGCAAUGGCGUGUCGCCAUGGAAUUUUUGGUGCAUUACAACAGCAAAGUCGAAGACACGGCGCGAAUUCCUCUUGGGAAAGUUAUGGCGCUAAUGAACAACGCGAUGCAGUGGGAAAGGGUGCUGCUUCUUUACCAGGUCACCCCGCCUUUAUUUGCGGCGAAUGAAUGCCGGCAUGCCGCGGUACACAAUAAUGCCCUCAUGGCCUUGGCAAAGGGGAAUUUAUGGCAGCGGGCGAUUCGAUUUUAUGCAUCGCAGACGGUGAAGAACCUUCACACGUACAAUGUUUGGUUGAGAAUAGCAACGCUUGAGGGCAGGGUUCCCUUCGCUGCGGCCUGGGAAAGUUGCGUCAGGGCCUACCAGCGUCUCGAAAACCCUGGCCACCGCUACGCUGAGGGUUUGGCGCUCCGCCUGGGAUCCAUCGGGGCCUGGGUAGCGGCCUUGGGGGUUGCAAAGGCGGCGGCGGAAAGAAUCCCCCGCGUUCUUCUCACCGGCGUCAGCGUGGCCGCCGCGGCUUGCAAUGAGCGAGCGGCCUGGCAAGCGGCGAAGGAACUUGGUUCGUGUCGGCGCGAGCUUUCCGCAAAGCAGCUUUGCACGGCGGCGGCCAUCGUCGGUUGCUGCACGAAGGGCGUCCCCCACGACGUCUCGGAUGCCCUGGGGGAGGCCCUGCGAACCAGCACGCUGUCGCAGCAGCAGUUUGACGAGGCUGUCUGCCACCUGGGGCAAUGCAUGGCGCUGCUCCAUGGCAAAAUCCGCGACCAGAGGGGAGCCGGCACGCCCCCCGCCAUCCGCCUCCUUUUGGAAGCGGGCAGGGGGGAGCGAACGGCCGCGAGCUGGGCAUUCGCCCUUGAGCUGUUGCUAAAGGCGUCCGGUGGGACGUGGUCUCUGGGCGCCGCGGCGCCUGCAAUGCUCUCCUCCGGCCUCGGCGCCUCGGUUGCCAUUCGUUUUCUGCCCGUGUAG